ACUAGGACCGCCUCUGCCAGCAGGCAAGGUGGUUGAAGUGUUUUGUAAUGAUCUUGCCAAAGAUUUUCAUGGAAAAUAUUAAGAUUUUAGUGCUGUAUUUAAAUAUGGCCCUUCGUUUUGUAAAUGAUGCACAAUCAGGCAAAUCUGAAUAGUUGUGUGGUAAUAAAGUAAAUGACAAAAAAUUUCAAGAUGAUAGACAAUAAGAUCUGUUGAAAACUUGCUUCUUAGUGCAAAUGAUUAUGAAACAAAACGCAGACAAGACAGACAUGUCAAUACUACAUGAGAAAUUGCUGGGCAUUUUUCAGGUCUUAAAUGGCCAUUUUCUGAAAUAGGUUCAGCAGACUGUAAACUUGACCAGCAGGCCAGUAAAUGAAGCUAAAAACACUCUGACAACCUGACUCUGAUUAACCUGAUGAGCUUAAAGUCUUAGACAUAAAUGCCCUGGUGUGUGUGCGUGCAUGUGUGUGUGUGUAUUAUCCGUACGUACCUGGAUGCUAAUGCACUUACUGUGGCCAUCUGUGCAACCAGCACCCACCUGCACAAUCUGACUUAUCUUCUGCCCGUCUUUGUAAACACUGCUAGUCGUUUCCUUCAGUAUCUUGUGUCGCCUUUACUGUGCAGUUUGCAACUGGAUUUUGAGAGAAAACCGCAAAACAGAUAAAAGAAACUUUCUGUAAGACUGGAAUCAAAAAGGCGAUACUGGACAAAAUCUUUUUCUUCUUCAUUGCAGAAACCUUCCUUCCUUCUCCUGAAUAACACUUUUGCUAUUGAAAAUGGGCUGUUCACCAUCAAAAGGAAAGUUAUUUUCAAAACCACGUCAAUGUGAUGUUCAGAAUGCCCUGGUCUCUGAAGAAUUACAGGAGGUUGCGGAUGGUGGACCUGCACUGGAUGAAGACACCUGUUUACAACCUCAAAACAAGGAAGAGGAUCUGCCGCUACUUACUGACGAAUACUGCACAAAAGAAACUUCAGUGACUCAUCUGGACCCUGAUCCAAUACUUCCUGAAAAUGAAGUGGAUUCUGAAGCAACAAAGGUAAAUGAAAUGCCUCAGGAAAUAAUUGGAAAUGUCAUGGAAGUGCCUCUGAGUCAGAAGGCGGAGACCCGAAAGAAAAACAUGAAGAAGAGAUCCACAGAACGGCAGAGAAAGUCUUCUUUAGUGCAAACGAAGGCAGGUUUGCCACCACAUAUGGUGAGAGCUCACCAGGCUGCUCACAAUUUCCUGAACCAAAAUAUCUCCAAAUAUGAAAUUCUUCUGGGGCUCCUGGACCAGGCUACCCAGACACAACUGUCCCUCCAAACACCGAUGUCUGCUUUGGAGUUGUACUUUGAGGAAAUCAACCAGGCACUAGAGGAGAUGGCUGAAGAGGGGGAGCUGAUGCUCAAGGAGCAUGGGGACAGCAUGACUUUACCUUCUGGGAUAUUUGGUCAAGCAGUAUGCUCGGCUAAACUUAUGAAUAAUUUUGAUCCAUCACCAGAUCUUUUACAUCAACUACUUCAGGAUUCAUCAGAAAAAAUCAGGCAAGUUAAAAGCUCAGUGAAGACUCAGAGUGAUACUACACUUGAGGAGGGAAUAGAUCAUUUCUCUUCCUUCUCUAAACUGUAUACCGAGAAGCUUCAGGCUAAGCAGGCUGCAGAGUUUAGGUUAGCUCAAGUACUUGCAAGGGUUGAGACGGUGUUUAUUAGGAAGUCCAACCCAGAAGAUUCUGCACUGCACAGUGAGGACAGUGGUAUUGGUGGAGAGAGUGAGAGUUUGACAGGAUCUGAAAGGAACCAUGGCCACCGUGGGAGCGCUGGAUCGGGAAGUUGUGGGUCUGAAGUCAACAUCCGGGGUAUAUAUCAAAAUUAUUCAGCCGGUUUUACUAGAAAUAACGAAGAGGAGGAGGAGGAAGAGGAUGAGGAGCAGCAUGCAGAAAAAUAUCAAGAUGAUGAAAUUGACCAGUUUGAGAGAAAGAGAUCAAACUCUUUUCCACCAGAUCCCUGUCACGCUCUUCGUUACAUGUAUGAAAACUCCAUGAAAGAUCAGCAGCCUGCCUUCAAACAACUUUUCAAUGCUGAACACUCUGAAAUAACAGAGGAACAAAACAGUCAGAUGGAAUUAGAUGAAAAAAUUAAUAUGAUUUCUGAAAUGCAAGGAAUAAAUGACUUUGUAAAGCCUCAGUGCAAUUUGUAUCAAGCUGGACAUCGGCGACAUUCUUUGGAUGGAUCAGCUGGUGAACACAAAAACCAAGACAGAACCAAUCGACUACCUGGUUCAUUAUCUUCACCAUCAAAUAAACCACUAAAGUGCUAUUCAGUCCGAAGGCUCAUAAAUACAUUUAGCCAAGGGGUUGAUGGGAGACCGGGCAGGGAUGACCUAGAUAUGGAUAAUCUACCACCGCCACCUCUGGAAGUUCUAAUGGACAAUUCCUUUCGACGCAAUGAAGACCAACUACGAAAUGAAAAGCUACAUGAAGAUCCGGUUCUGACUCUUCCAUCAAUACACCAGACCACUGGGAUUUCCCAGCGAAGGAAGAUAGUUAUGCAGAAUGUGGAAGUUCUGCCAAACAAAGCAAAUGUAAAAAUUGGAUCAAUGGCUGCGUCACCCGCCCCUCCUGUUAGGCAUGAGGGAGUUACUGAGGUGCAACAUCAAAAGUUGAAACUGGAAACAGAUCUGUCUGAACAAACUGAGAAAACGAAAAGAAUCUACAAACAAGCAAGAAAGAUUAUCCAUUUGCGCAAUGCAGGAGAAUCCACCGACAUGAAAAAUUUUCAAAUUCCAGUCUCAGGAGAUUUAACAUCCCUUCAAGCCACAAGAUGUGAAGGCAAUGAGAUACCCUCCUGCAGUCUGCCCGUCAUAGCACCACCCGUUUCAAGAGUGCGCUUGCCACCAUCAUGUCCUUCUGUGCACCACACCGUUCCACAUCCCCCUGUCUUCAGACAGCAUCCCAACUCUGGAUCCUCUUCUCGCCCAAAUUCUCCAAGAAAAGUUACACGCGCAAAUGAUAACAGCACAGAACAGAUCAUUCCUCAUAUGUCCUUUCAUGAUGCCCGCUCAGUCUUCUGUCAAAACGAGUUGAAAGGUUCCCAGGCCUGCCUGUCCUUUGGAAGUUCUGUUCUCCCCAGAAAAUGGGGGGAAGUCUCUCGAGGCAGGUUGUCCACAAGAGGAAGAGAGAAUUCAACCCGUCGCACACAAUCAGAACAGAGGCCUGGAAUGACUUCCUAUUCAGACUUGGAAACAGAUGGCCAUUUGGUAUCCCUGCAAACCAAGGAAGAUGAACCUGUUGGAGAAAAAUACAGUCUAGACAACUCUCUGAAGACAGAAGAAAAGUCGGAGGUGGAUCCAGCUGCUGAAAACUGAUUCUGGUUAGGGUUGAACAAAUCCACAGAGGAAGAUGGAAAAGAUUUAUUAUAAACACCUGAAAUGUUUUUGUUGUUUGUUUUAAUUGUGAAUUAUUUUUCUUGUAGUCCUGAUCUUAGAUCAGAGAACAUGUCUUUUAAUUCAAGUAAGUUUUUAUGUACUUGAACUCAUAUUUUUAAAGAGCUUUAAAUUAUAAUUAAUUUUAGUUUGCAUACAUUCUUGAGCAUUUUGCAAAAUGCAACAUCAAUUCUAAAGUUUUAAAUAUGUUCCUAGUCUAUAGUUAAAAACUGAGGAGGCCUAAAACGUUGUAAAUCAUUAUCCAAGUUUCUUGUUUUUAACCUUUUUCUGAUUUUGUGAAGCACUUUGGUUGAAAUAUUGGUCGAGUAAAUCCCUAUGGAAAUAAGUAAUUUAUUGAUGCAAGUUUGUUAAAAGAUUGUAGAUGGUAAUGGUUAUGGGCAGGAAGUGUCUCCUGUGGUGGUCUGUCUCACAGCAUUUCUGAGAGUCUCUGACUGAAGAUGUUCUGUGUUUGUAAUUUUUUUGCACUGAACAGCCUAAUCUUCAUCAACAAAUAUUUUCUAGUCCAUUUUUCUAUAUAACUUCACUGCUGCGUCUCCAGUUCAGUCCAGCUGAAGAUCAAGAUAUCGAAACUCAUCCAACACCUUCAGCUCUCCUGACAUGGAAAUGGUGUUUGACAAUUUCUUGUUUCUGUUGGAAUCUACAAUCAUCUUUUAUCUGUUCAAAUUUGGUGUACCGUCUAUGGAUAUGAUAAAAACAAUA
This is a messenger RNA of Xiphophorus maculatus (southern platyfish), 4115 nucleotides long. RefSeq lists its product as uncharacterized. Bases 774 to 3338 code for a protein of 854 amino acids. The transcript is spliced from 2 exons. Lineage: Eukaryota; Metazoa; Chordata; Actinopteri; Cyprinodontiformes; Poeciliidae. The record is from RefSeq and is a predicted model, not a curated record.